UCUACAGUGGGAUUCGUUCCCGCAGGGAGGCUUUCCCCGGAGGCACUGAUUCUUUCUCCUUCCGGCAAGCUCGGACCGGAAGCGCAGUGUCGGGGCUGCGGGCUUGCCGGCGCCUGGUCCUUUCCCGGUGGCAGCUGGGGCGUGGUCGCUGCGUGCCGGGCUCACGCGCGCCAGCGAUGGAGGGGCAGCGGGUGGAGGUGGACGGCGGGAUCAUGGAAGGGGGCGGCCAGAUCCUCAGGGUCUCCACCGCCCUGAGCUGCCUCCUGGGCCUCCCCUUGCGCGUGCAGAAGAUCCGAGCGGGCCGCAGCACGCCGGGCCUCAGGCCUCAGCAUUUAUCUGGACUGGAAAUGGUUCGCGAUUUGUGUGAUGGGCACUUGGAGGGGGCAGAAAUCGGCUCAACAGAGAUAACCUUCACACCGGAGAAGAUCAGAGGUGGAAUCCACACGGCGGAUACGAAGACAGCGGGGAGUGUGUGCCUCUUGAUGCAGGUUUCAAUGCCUUGUGUUCUGUUCGCUGCUUCUCCAUCGGAACUUCGUUUGAAAGGCGGAACUAAUGCUGAGAUGGCCCCACAGAUCGAUUACACCACGAUGGUUUUCAAGCCAAUCGUUGAGAAAUUCGGUUUCAAGUUUAAUUGUGACGUUAAAAUGAGGGGCUAUUACCCAAAAGGGGGCGGCGAAGUGGUUGUCCGAAUGUCACCAGUUAAACAGUUGGACCCAAUAAAUCUGACUGAUCGUGGCUCUGUGACCAAGAUUUAUGGGAGAGCUUUCGUUGCUGGAGUUUUGCCACUAAAAGUAGCAAAAGACAUGGCGGCGGCAGCCGUGCGCUGCAUCAGAAAGGAGAUCAGGGAUCUCUACGUCAACAUCCAGCCUCUGCAGGAGCCCAGGGACCAAGCCUUUGGCAACGGGAGUGGAAUCAUCAUUGUUGCUGAGACAUCCACCGGCUGCUUGUUUGCUGGAUCAUCGCUUGGCAAACGAGGUGUGAAUGCAGACAAGGUUGGAAUAGAAGCUGCUGAAAUGCUAUUAGCAAAUCUUAGACAUGGUGGCACUGUGGACGAGUAUCUGCAAGACCAGCUGAUUAUUUUCAUGGCACUAGCCAAUGGAAUUUCCAGAAUAAAAACAGGACCAGUCACACUCCACACACAGACUGCUAUACAUUUUGCUGAACAACUGGCAAAGGCCAGAUUUACUGUGAAGAAAUCAGAAGAGGAAGAUGAUGGCUCUAAAGAUACUUACAUCAUCGAGUGUGAAGGGAUCGGGAUGACAAACCCACAUCUCUAGGGUAUUUACUCCCUGUUGCACUAACUGAUUUAUACAUGCUGUAACACAGAGCCUACGAAGGAAAAUACUGCAGGGCUUGGCUGACUUUGAGGAUGAAGUGCGCUUCCUUGUGGUCGGCGCAACUUGAAUAUCUUCUGAGAUGUAAACAGUAAAAGACAAAACUUGCUAAAUAUGAUAGUAAAUUUCAAUAUUAAAGUAUUGAAAUCAAAUGCUGUUUAUACCCCAAA
Molecule: messenger RNA, 1504 nt
Organism: Arvicola amphibius (Eurasian water vole)
Lineage: Eukaryota; Metazoa; Chordata; Mammalia; Rodentia; Cricetidae
Gene: Rtca
Product: RNA 3'-terminal phosphate cyclase
Exons: 11
Coding region: 177-1277 (366 amino acids)
Biological process (GO): RNA processing
Cellular component (GO): nucleus
Molecular function (GO): RNA-3'-phosphate cyclase activity
Source: RefSeq, a predicted model, not a curated record